AUGACAUUCUCCAACUGUAACGGAAACUCGAAUGGCUCGGUCAAUGGUAAUGCCAUCGACGUAGAGGGUCUUGCUCUCACCUCAAACUUGCCCGACACCGUACCUGAUCUCCUUCAGACGGUGGCGAGUCAUGGCAAAGACCUCCUCGCUCAGGAUCCUGAAGCACGUCUUAAGCUUUUAGAAGCUACCCGAGCAUUGACCUAUGCAUUGGAAACCCCCCGAGAGGCAAUCAUUCGACACUGCUGGUCCGAGUCUACGAGUUAUGCAGCCCUAGAGACUGCCGUUGAUAUAAACCUCUUCUCUGCUCUCGGCACAGAUGACAAACUGAAGAAUGUCGCAGAUCUUUCCAAGGCAACCAGCGUGGAUCCAAUCCUGCUCGGACGAUUGAUGAAGCAUCUCGCCGCGAUGGGAACGAUAAGCGAGACCGGCUACAACGAGUACCGUUCCACUGGCUUCUCAAAGGUCCUCACAGUUGAGAGAUACAGCGAUGCAUUCCCGCUCAUGACCCGCCGUUUCACGAAAGGCAUUAUGGCCCUACCAGCCUUCCUCAAGAAAAACAACUACCAAAACCCCACAAGUCCCACAGAUACCGCAUUCCAGAUGGGGUACGAAACAGACAUGGGUUUCUUCGGACAUGUGCAACAAGAACCGCUCACGGCAAAACAGUUUAAUAACCACAUGUCAGUGUACGCGCAAGGCCGAGUCCGCUGGAUGGAUCCCGGGUUCUACCCGGUCCAAGAACAGCUUAUAGACGGGGUCACGAUUGGUGAGGACGACGUCCUGCUCGUGGAUAUCGGAGGUAGCUUUGGCCAUGAUCUAUCCGAUUUCCGCCGGAAAUGGCCCGGUCUUCCCGGUCGUCUGGUGCUUCAGGAUCUUUCUGAGGUGGUGGUUUCCGUUAAGGAUUUGCAUCCCUCUAUUGAAGUUACUGGUCAUGAUUUCUUUAAUGAGCAGCCAGUGAAAGGAGCCCGCGCGUACUAUAUGCAUUCUGUUCUCCAUGAUUGGCCCGAUGAGCUUUGUCGCAAGAUCCUCGCUAAUACGGUGGCUGCCAUGCGGCCAGGCUAUAGCAAGAUGUUAGUAAAUGAGAAUGUGAUUCCGGACACAGGGGCCUACUGGGAAACCACAAGUUUGGACUUAAUUAUGAUGGAGAUUGGAUCUGGCGAGCGGACGGAACGCCAAUGGCAUGCAUUGCUGGAGUCUGCUGGGCUGAAGAUUGUCAAGAUUUGGACUGCCCAGAGGGGCGUGGAGAGUUUGAUUGAGUGCGAGCUAGCUUGA
Molecule: messenger RNA, 1272 nt
Organism: Penicillium expansum
Lineage: Eukaryota; Fungi; Ascomycota; Eurotiomycetes; Eurotiales; Aspergillaceae
Product: Winged helix-turn-helix transcription repressor DNA-binding
Exons: 5
Coding region: 1-1272 (423 amino acids)
Molecular function (GO): O-methyltransferase activity
Source: RefSeq, a predicted model, not a curated record